AUGAGUCCACUAAAGGGGGGGGCCCAGAACCACACCGCCCAAACCAAGGCCCCCAAAGGCAGGAGUGAGCGGCAACGGGGACGGGGAGCAAAGGAGCCAUUGCAAUUGAACCCAAAGCACGGUCAGGGACCACCGAGCCAAAGGAGGGCGGGGUCCGGCCCCCAUACCAGAGGCGGGACCCAAUCCCCGGGGCCAGGAAGCACACGAGGCUCACCCAAUACCCAAGACUCCCGCUUUGCAGCCAGCAGGACCCCCCCAAACUCCCCCCAGCCCCCAAUCCACCCCGACCCUGGACCCCACCCCAAACACCAUAGCCCAAGAUCAGGAGACCACCCAAGCAAGAGCGGAGCAACACCCCACAGAGACCACGGCCCCCAAUCCCCCAGCAGCCAUCCACCCCCAGAGCCUCCGUUGGAUCUGGGGCUCCAUGAGCCCCAGACCCAACGGAGGAUCCAGGAAACCACGAGAUGGGGGGAGGCGGGCAGUCCCGGAGGAGCACUGGAAGCCCAGGGGAAGAACAAACCAACAGGGGGGCCAGGCAGCCGGAGAUAG
This is a messenger RNA of Thalassophryne amazonica, 552 nucleotides long. Its product is annotated as proline-rich protein 2-like. The transcript has a single exon. The record is from RefSeq and is a predicted model, not a curated record. Lineage: Eukaryota; Metazoa; Chordata; Actinopteri; Batrachoidiformes; Batrachoididae. The coding region runs from base 1 to 552 and encodes 183 amino acids.